UGCUGGUCCGAAGGGCCACCAUCCUAGCGCCUGGGUCUGUGUAUGAGGGCAGAGUUUUCUUCCUGGACAUCCACUUCUCUCAAGACUAUCCCUUCAAACCUCCUAAGGUGACAUUCCGGACCUGUAUCUACCACUGUAACAUCAACAGCCUGAAGUCUGGACAUACUGAAGGACAAUUGGAGCCCCGCCCUCACCAUCUCCAAUGUCCUGCUGUCCAUCUGCUCACUGCUAACUGACUACAAUCCAAGAUGAACCCUACAGGUGAAAAACCCUACGAGUGUGAGGAGUGCGGCAAGCUGUUCAGUCAGGGGUGCAAUCUGAAAAGGCACCUGCGGAUUCACACAGGGGAGAAACCCUACAGGUGUGAGGAGUGCAGCAGGCAGUUCAGUCAUCAGGAUCGACUGACAAGCCACAUGCGGUGUCACACUGGAGAGAAACCCUACAGUUGUGAGGAGUGCAGUAAAAAGUUUAGCAGGUCGGAUAAACUCCAGAUCCACAUCCGUACACACACAGGGGAGAAACCUUACAGGUGUGAGCAGUGCAGCAGGCAGUUUAGCAGGUCAGAUAGUCUGAAGAGACACAUUCAGACUCACACAGGGGAGAAACCCCACAGGUGUGAAGAGUGCAGCAGUGGGUUCAGUCUGCUAUGUAGUAUGAAGACUCCUACAAGGAAAAAGUCACAGAAACUCCAGGACCGGUACCUGCGUUCACCCACAAAACAGACACACAAGAUUUUCAAAAAUCCUUUCAAGGUUCUUCAUGCCCCAGAACUCCAAGAUGACUUCUACCUAAACCUUGUUGAUUGGUCAGCUACCAACACCUUGAGUGUUGGACUGGGAACGUCUGUAUAUUUGUGGAAUUUAAAUGAUAGUCAGAAGACAAGACUAUGUGACCUGUCUUGUAACGGCGACUCUGUAACAUCAGUCAACUGGAACGAGAGAGGGAACCUGGUUGCGGUCGGGACCCAAAAGGGUUAUGUCCAAGUCUGGGACGCCAUGGCAGGCAAAAGGAUCUCUGUGUUGGAGGGGCACUCGGCUAGAGUUGGCGCUUUGGCAUGGAAUGCAGACAUCUUGUCCUCGGGCAGUAGAGAUCGACUUGUUCUGCAGAGGGACGUGAGAACACCCAGCGUAGUGCCAGAGAGAAGACUGGCCGGACACAGCCAUGAGGUGUGUGCCCUGAAGUAUUCUCCUGAUCACCAACACCUGGCCUCAGGUGCUAAUGACAAUAAGUUGUUUGUAUGGAACCUGACCAGUGUAAACCCAGUCCAGCAGUACACCGAGCACCUGGCUGCUGUCAGGGCCAUCGCCUGGUCACCCCACCAGCGAGGUCUGUUGGCGUCCGGCGGAGGCACAGCUGAUCGCUGCAUCCGGUUCUGGAACACUCUGACGUGUGAGCCGCUAAAGUGUGUGGACACGGGCUCUCAGGUCUGCAACCUGGCCUGGUCCAAACAUGCCAACGAGCUGGUGAGCACCCACGGGUUCUCCCAGAACCAGAUCCUGGUGUGGAAGUACCCAUCUUUGGUGCAGGUGGCCAAGCUGAUGGGCCACUCCUACCGUGUGCUGUACCUCGCCAUGUCUCCUGAUGGCAAGGCCAUCGUCACCGGCGCUGGGGAUGAGACGCUAAGAUUGUGGAACGUCUUCAGCAAGACUAGGUCUCAUAGUAAGAGGAAUCUAACUGAGUGAGUACUCAAUCUGUGUUCCCGGUGACCACGGAACUCAGGCAUCAGUUCCAAGCUAAGGGUACCUCAGGCUAACAGCAAGAAGAACUUUUUUUUUCACACUUAAACAAUUUCUACACAAGAAAAGAACUGCAAGAAAAAGCAUUUCCAAUCCUACAGACAUGAUACAAUGUAAAAUAAUGGUGAAGAUCUAACAUGUACCCCAGGCAGAUAUAGGCUGCUUCAGUCUCAAUGUUUUCCUAGCAUUUGAAGCAUCUUUUUAUGAAUAUUUCUUUGAGUUACACAUUUCUCUUACCUUACAUCUUCAAUUAUGUGCAAACCAACAGUAGGCCAGAGUCACAUUGGUCAGUGUAAGGAGGAAUAUGUCAAAAACCAAAAUAUUGGAGUAAACAAGUGGUAUAAAAGCUGUUAUAAUUCAAAAUUUCCUCUGAGCCCAGUAAGAACGUUUUAAUACCUGGCCCUUUUAUUUGAACAUUAAAUAUUUUUUUACCUUUUAAGGUUAUACAUAUAUACUCGCAGUGGAAAGCCAUGCUCUGUUCAUCCAGAGAUUAUUAUAUUCUUAAGAUAUGUUCAAGCAUGCAUUAGGAGUACACCCGAAAGAAACUUCUGGUUUACAUUACUUCAAACUUGUCAAGACUUGCAGCUCUGUUUGUUGGUUGUGUUGAAACCCCCUUUUUUGUUGUUCAAGUCAACUUUUAUGUAUUUGUUCCGUAUGUAAAAUGAAAUAUGGCCAAC
This is a messenger RNA of Branchiostoma floridae (Florida lancelet), 2413 nucleotides long. Its product is annotated as fizzy-related protein homolog. Gene Ontology annotation, biological process: anaphase-promoting complex-dependent catabolic process; positive regulation of anaphase-promoting complex-dependent catabolic process; positive regulation of ubiquitin protein ligase activity. Gene Ontology annotation, cellular component: anaphase-promoting complex. Lineage: Eukaryota; Metazoa; Chordata; Leptocardii; Amphioxiformes; Branchiostomatidae. The coding region runs from base 249 to 1682 and encodes 477 amino acids. The record is from RefSeq and is a predicted model, not a curated record. The transcript has 10 exons. Gene Ontology annotation, molecular function: ubiquitin ligase activator activity; protein binding; anaphase-promoting complex binding.